GGCAACAUGAGCCCGGCCCCAGCGUACACCUUGCGUCCGCUAGAGCGCAAUCCGCCCAGUAUCCCAACCAAUACGCUCGAGGGCGGUGCCUUUCGCGUCCAUCUGUCGCAAAAAGAACUCAAAGGCCUCGGGCUCGCCAAUGGCGACUGCGUGCGGCUCAGCACUGCAGCAGGCUUCAAAGGCUAUGGUGUUGCGUGGAUGGCCUCGCAGACGAAUCCCGGAAACAAACCCCUUGCCAAGGUGACUGAUCUCCUGCGCGAACACUAUGACCUUUCCCUCAACGAUCCCGUCUUCAUCGAAAAGACCGACUCUUGGAAGCCCCUCAAGUCUGUAGAAAUUAGUCUUGCCGAGUCACCCACGCCGGCUGCCAAGUUUGCUUCGAGUGAGCAGCUUGCAUACUGGCUUCGCCAUGCCCUGGCAGCCGACGCCGACAUCAUCCUGCCAGGAUGCAGUUUUCCCAUCCAGCAAAAGGGCUUCAAGCAAAGAGGCUCAAAGGUUCGGGUAACAGUGCAAAGCAUAGAUCCGCCUCCCAGCGAAAAACACGCAGUUUAUUUUGACGAGAUUGCUACUCAAAUCAACAUUGUUGGCGGCUUCACGCCCGAACAAUCGGUACCAAAACCUUCAGGCGUGCUUCGACUAAAGCCCGACGGCAUUGGUGGUCUCUCGGACCACAUUUCGACCAUCAAUGAAGAUCUCGCGUUUCUUACCAACAGCCUGCCUCAUCUGCACAAUCGACACCUGCUCGGGCCCACUGCCUUUCUCUUGCAUGGCCCAGAGGGUACCGGCAAAAGUCUUCUACUCGAGCGACUGGCAGAAUGUUCGUGGGCCCAAGUGUACAGGAUCAACCCCGACACAAACCCCAAAGGACAAGCCAAGGUCGUCUCUGAAAUCUUCGAGGAUGCCCGUGAAAACCAGCCUAGCCUGAUUUUGAUGGACAACCUAGACCGGCUUCUGGACAAGGCCGAUUCGCUUGUAAAUAGACUGCGGAUUGAGUUGGCUACUUUGGGGGGAAGUCAAGUAGUCGUCGCAGCCGCUGCGCGCAGUGUAUACGACGUCGACUCCAGUCUGCGGACAGCAACAGCCUUUCAGACUGAGCUUGAGUUGUUGCCACCAAAUGCGAAGCAGCGGGAGGACAUUAUACGCCAGAUACUAGGCCCUGCCUGCAACGUUCCAAGUGUCGACUUUACAGCACUUGCAGAGCGUUCGCACGGCUUCGUUGGUCGUGAUAUUGCCAGUCUAUGCUACCUCGCCAGAAAGCGACACACGCGGCGUCUUGACAAGCUGAUUGACAAAAAGGAAAAGGUCGGGCUCAGCAAGGUGGAUGAACAAACCGACUUUGUCGAGCAGGAGGAUUUCGAAGCCGUUAUAGAGCAAGUGCGCCCCACGGUGCUCAAGGACAGCAUUCUCGAAGUGCCAAAGGUCAGAUGGACAGACAUUGCCGGCCUAGAUCACGUACGGGCUGUGCUCGAAGCCAUUACCAUUCGCCCAUUCAAGUACCCAGACCUCGACGUCAAAUUUGGCGGGCCCCAAUCACGUAAAGGCGUUCUUCUAUACGGGCCCCCGGGUUGCGCAAAGACACUGAUCGCCCAGGCCGUCGCGACCGAAAGCAAACAAAAUUUCCUAGCUGUCAAGGGCUCGGAACUCAUCAAAAUGUACGUUGGCGAAUCGGAGCGGGCGAUUCGGGAUGUGUUCCGCAGGGCACGAGCAGCAAAGCCCUGCAUCAUCUUCUUCGACGAGAUUGACUCGAUUGGAAAGUCGCGUGAAAAGACGCAAGACAGUGGCUUGAACGUGGUUACGACUUUGCUCAACGAAAUGGACGGUAUUGAGGCGCUCAAAGACGUAUUCAUCAUCGGCGCGACUAAUAGGCCCGAUAUACUUGAUUCAGCGCUCAUCCGUACGGGCCGUUUUGACGCGCACAUCCACAUUGGUCUCCCGACUGAGGAAGCGCGGAAGCAGAUUCUACAGAUUCACACCAGGUCGAGACCGCUCGCCCCGGACGUGGACCUGGACACCGUUGCCAAGAAGACUCAGGGUAGCAGCGGGGCAGACAUAAGCGGGCUGUGUGCCGUUGCUAUUGAGAUGGCGAUUUCCGACUACACGGCGAAUCCAGAUAGCGCACCUCUGGUGCACAUGCGCCACUUUGAACAGGCUUUACAGCAACACGUCCCGCACACGAUUGCGGCCGAGGCUGAGCGGUACAGGAACUGGAGGCCUGGUAAGUCGCUCUCCGAGGAUUGA
Messenger RNA from Exserohilum turcica Et28A, 2238 nucleotides. RefSeq lists its product as uncharacterized. Gene Ontology annotation, molecular function: ATP binding; ATP hydrolysis activity. The transcript is spliced from 3 exons. Lineage: Eukaryota; Fungi; Ascomycota; Dothideomycetes; Pleosporales; Pleosporaceae. Gene Ontology annotation, cellular component: cytoplasm. The coding region runs from base 7 to 2238 and encodes 743 amino acids. The record is from RefSeq and is a predicted model, not a curated record.